UCCAAUGCCAAUUCAUUACAGAUACUUGUGACCUUCAACAUUUGAACCUCACCUCCACACUUUAAUUUCAAAAAUGCCUUCUCAGAUUUGGAAUCUUUUUCCCACUUAUGUCCAACUUAUCUUUUCUUGAUUUUUUUUGAAAGAUUUGUCUUUUGUUUUCAGACCAUGCCAUUGAACAAAGGUCAAAACCUCCUCUGAGCACCACUGUGUUGCAAACUUCCUCUGUUUCACAAGUUUGGUUGGUGUUGUGAGCCUAGUCGGUGAAUGAGAAGCAAGUUUCAAUCCUAGUUUUUGUAACCAUGCCAUCAUCUCCUUCUUGGCUCACAUCUCCUCAAUGUUCAACGUCUGUCAUUCAAUCCUCAGACACCCUUUCAACUGCAAUCCAAUGGCUGAGAUUCAUCUUCCUAUCUCCAUGCCCUCAAAGACUUCUCUUCUCAACCAUUGAUGCUCUAUUCUUACUAACCCUUGUUGUGUUUUCGCUCCGAAAGCUGUGUUCUAGAUUCACCUCCAGAACCAAUCCCAAUUCCUCCAUAAACAAGCCCUUAAUUGAAACCAACAAGUCCAAUUUCAGAGUCACAACAUGGCUGUACAUUUCUCUAGCUCUAACAGCCCUGUUAUCAAUAUGUUUCUCUGUUCUAUGCAUUUUAGCCUUCGUUCAAGGCACCCAAUCUCCAUGGAAGCUCGCAGAAGCUUUGUUUUGGUUAUUCCAAGCAAUAACCCAUGUCGCAAUUUCGAUCCUAAUUGCCCAUGAGAGAAAAUUUCAAGCUGUUACUCAUCCGAUGCCCCUUCGGAUCUAUUGGGUGGCAAACUUUAUUGUUGUAUCGUUGUUUGCUGCCUCGGGUAUAGCCCGAUUCAUCACCGUUGGUGGGGAUUUUGACCCUGCCAUGAAAUUGGAUGAUGUAGUUUUCUUGGUAGUCCUUCCAAUAUCUGUAUUUCUUUUGAUUGUUAGUGUUAGAGGAUCAUCUGGGGUGAUUGUUGUUGGAGAAUCAGAAUUAGGCACAAACUCAACAAUUUCACAAGUGAAUGAUCCUAAUUUGCUUGAUUCUAGUGUGAGUGCCUAUGCCAGGGCUUCUUUUUUCUCCAAAUUGACUUGGCAUUGGAUGAAUCCAUUGUUGAGUAAGGGCUACAAAUCCCCUCUAAAAAUGGAUGAAGUUCCCUCACUUUCGCCCGCUCACCGGGCUAAAAUAAUGGCUGAGGUUUUCGAAAUGAACUGGCCUAAACCCGAGGAGAAUUCAAAAAACCCUGUUCGAACCACUUUGAUCCGGUGCUUCUGGAAAGACAUUGCUUUCACCGGUUUUCUUGCUGUCGUGAAACUGCUUGUCAUGUAUGUCGGCCCCAUGCUAAUCAACAGUUUUGUCGAUUUCACAUCAGGGAAGGGAAGCAACCCCUAUGAGGGGUACUAUCUAGUAUUGAUCCUUUUAGUCGCGAAAAUCAUUGAAGUACUUAGUUCACACCACUUCAAUUUCCAUUCUCAGAAGAUUGGGAUGCUAAUCCGGUGCACAGUCAUCACCGCUUUAUAUAAGAAGGGGCUUAGGUUGUCGUGCUCAUCACGCCAAGCUCAUGGGGUUGGGCAGAUUGUGAAUUACAUGGCUGUCGAUGCUCAACAGCUCUCAGAUCUCAUGAUGCAGCUUCAUUCGAUAUGGCUAAUGCCAUUCCAGCUUGGGGUUGCAUUACUGCUUCUUUAUGUCUACAUGGGCCUCUCAGCGCUUGCAGCGUUGGCAGCGGUUACUGCAGUUCUGAUCUUUAGUUUAAUGCGCACGCGCAAGAACAACACUUUCCAGUAUUUUGUGAUGAAAAACCGCGAUUCAAGGCUCAAGGCUACUAAUGAAAUGCUGAGCAAUAUGCGCGUGAUUAAAUUCCAGGCAUGGGAAGAACAUUUCAAUCAGAGAAUUGAAUCUUGUCGCGAAAAGGAAUAUGGUUGGCUUAGCAAGUUCACGUACUCGAUCUCUUUGACCUUUGCUGUCCUCUGGAGCAUGCCGAUUUUGAUGUCAGCGCUUGUGUUUGGUGUCGCGAUUUUGUUGGGAAUUAGUCUUGAACCCGGGACAGUGUUCACAGCGACAACUGUUUUGAGACUUAUACAAGAACCCGUUAGGACCUUCCCUCAAUCAUUGAUUUCGGUUACACAAGCGUUGAUUUCGCUAGGGAGGUUGGACGGUUUUCUGACAAGCAAGGAAUUGAACGAUGAAUCAGUGGAGAGAGAGGAAGGGUGUGGUGGUGAGAUCGCGGUGGAGGUGAAAGAUGGGACUUUUUCGUGGGACGAUGAAGGCGACAAUGUGAAUUUGAAAGGGGUGAAUUUGGAGAUCAAGAAAGGGGAACUUGCUGCGAUUGUUGGAACUGUUGGAUCAGGCAAGUCUUCUUUGUUGGCUUCUAUUCUUGGUGAGCUACACAAAAAGUCUGGAAAGCUGGAGAGCACUGGCAGAAUAGAUGGCUUCAGUGAACCUGCAACAGAAAGAAACUUUCGCCGUUCCGUCGUGUCUGCAACCGUUGCCUUAUCUAGGCGACCUUUUAUUCUGGCUUCAUUUGUUCUGAUCUCUGCCUUUAAUUCUUGUUUUCAAUCUUUGCCUUCAUAG
Molecule: messenger RNA, 2570 nt
Organism: Camellia sinensis
Lineage: Eukaryota; Viridiplantae; Streptophyta; Magnoliopsida; Ericales; Theaceae
Source: RefSeq, a predicted model, not a curated record